Messenger RNA from Trichoplusia ni (cabbage looper), 2642 nucleotides. Its product is annotated as U4/U6.U5 tri-snRNP-associated protein 1. NCBI's taxonomy places the organism in Eukaryota, Metazoa, Arthropoda, Insecta, Lepidoptera, Noctuidae. Gene Ontology annotation, cellular component: U4/U6 x U5 tri-snRNP complex. Bases 146 to 2413 code for a protein of 755 amino acids. The record is from RefSeq and is a predicted model, not a curated record. The transcript has 16 exons. Gene Ontology annotation, biological process: mRNA cis splicing, via spliceosome; maturation of 5S rRNA.
GGCCGAUUAGUAAUAAAUGAAGUUGACAGUUGACGUUAUUGAUUGGAAUAGUACUUGAAAAAUACAACGUGCUUAUUAUUAUAAUCAAUUUGUUUGUAAACGGAAGAAAUAUCAACAAAAAAGCGUAUUUCACGUAAAUAUUACAAUGGGCUCUAAGAAACACAAGAAAGAGUCAAAGAAGAAGAAGCACAGGAGUCGAUCUCGAUCACCUUUGCAAAACGAGGAACGAGAACGCAAAAAGCAUCGCAAACACAAGGAUCGCAAACGGGACCGCUCCCCUGACGUUGAGGAGGUACCGGUGGACUCGCACCUGGUGAAGGAGAAAGAGUCGACGCGCUCGCAGAGCCGUAGCAGCAGUGAGAGCCGCGAGCGCCGCGCGCGUGACCCCGCCCGCUCCCUUCGCGACGAUGCCGAAAACAACAGGGAGCGCAGUUCGGAGAGCUCGGCGCUCACGGCGGAGCGCUCGCAGUCGCCGCCGGGUCCCGGCGCGCAGGAGAGCCUGUCCGUGGACGACACCAACAAGCUGCGCGCCAAGCUCGGCCUCAAGCCGCUCGAGCACGCAGAGAAGCCCGCCGAGGAUGGCAAGAUCAAAGACGACCUAGGCGAGUUCUAUCACAAACCAGCCGCUAACAUCUCGCAACAGAAAAAGUCUGAGAAGAUCCGAGAGAAAUUAGAACUGCGCAAAGAAAAGAGGAAAAUUGAACAAAAAUUACAAACAACACUCCUGGCCGAAGAGUCUGAGGAUGACGACGCCGCUGCCUGGGUACAGAAGUCACGAGAUAUCGACAAACAGAAACGUGAAGCUGCUAAAAGGGCCGCCAUGCUGGACGAGAUGGACGCGGUGUUCGGCGUGUCGGAGCUGCUGGCCGAGGACGAGCGGCGCGAGCGCCAGCGCAGCUACACGCGCGAGCAGCUGCGCGGCCUGCGGGUCGCGCACGACCUCGACGCGAUCGGUGACGAGCGCGAGGUGGUACUGACGCUGGCGGACAAGGACGUGCUGGCCGAGGACAAGGAGGAUGUUCUCGUCAACGUCAACAUCGUCGACGACGAGAGGACCAAGAAGAACUUGCUAGAAGCUAAGAAAGCUAAAGCAGGUUACCGCGCGUACGACGACGAGGCCGACCUGGAGGCGGCGGCGCUGGGCUUCGCGCGGCCUGUACUGGCCAAGUACGACGACGAGAUACACAAGGGCCGCGACGACAAGACGCGCGGCUUCCACAUCGGGGACGAACACUUGCUCGACGACAAGCACUUCCGCGACCUCAUGCGCCAAGAGCGUCUGCAAGGCGGCGGCGAAAAACGUCUGGAGAGUUUGAACUUGCCGCAGCUACGCCUCGCCUCUGACUACCUGGACGAGCACGAGAUACAGGCCAAGUUCAAGAAGUCCAAGAGAAAGGGCAAGAUACGCAAGAAAGCUAAGCAAGAGCCCAUAGACGUGGAUGACUACGACGCCGGCACCGCGCCGCUCGAGACCGACGACACGGACGUGAAGCCUGCGCAGCUGGCGGGGCUGGCGGGGCUGGCGGGCGACGCGGACGACGCCGAGCCCGACGGCGAGCUGCAGGCCGCGCUGGCCCGCGCGCGCCGCCUGCGCCAGGCCGCCGCGCACACGCACAAGGUGGAGGAGAUUUUAGAACGCGUCAAGGAAGAGCCGACCGACACUGAAGCGGCAGCCAGCUCCAUGGUCCUCGACGCCACGGCCGAGUUCUGCCGCACGCUAGGCGACAUCCCCACGUACGGACAGGCCGGCAACCGGGACCAUCUCGCGGAGAUCAUGGAUUUCGAGCGUGAAGACAUGGAAGUAGAACCAGAGGGAGACAACAACGCCGGUGCAUGGAGUCGCGUCGACGUCGACAACGAGAAGCCCGCAGACCUCGCCGCCGGCUCGUGCGUGGGGCUGGCGGCCGAGCCGUCGCUGGGCGCGGGCGUGUGGGGCGCGCUGCAGCUGGCGCUCAGCAAGGGCUACCUGGAGCGCGCCGGCGCCGCGCCCAUGCCGCACUCCGCCGCGCGCCAUCUGCUCACCGCGCGACACUACUCCAUCGAGGACAAGACCUACGGCGAGGACGACAAGUACGGUCGUCGCGAGCGCGGCGGGCACUCGGGGCCGCUGCAGGACUUCCGCGAAAAGAACAACUUCCGGCCGAAUAUCAAGUUAGAGUACGUGGACGACGACGGGCGCCCGCUGUGCCCCAAGGAGGCCUUCCGCUACCUGUCGCAUAAAUUCCACGGCAAGGGCCCCGGCAAGAACAAGCAGGAGAAGCGGAUCAAAAAGGCCGUGCAGGAAGGGUUAAUGAAGAAGAUGAGUUCGACGGAUACGCCCCUCGGCACGUUGCAGAUGUUGCAGGACAAGCAACGCGAGACUCAGUCACCGUACAUCGUGCUCAGCGGCGUCAAGCGAGAGAACACCAACUAACCUACACAACACACGAUAUACCGGGAUUCCUCCACCAGCCUUAUAUUAGUACAAAAAAAACGUAAUAAGAUUUCGGUCGGCAUCCACAGAACACACUCUCAACAUGUUAUGAUAACAUUACAAUAGACACAUACUUACAUUCUAGAACAUUCAUAUUUGGUAACAUUUCACUGGUUUGUAUAUUUUCGUAAAACUUUAUGUGCCUAUAGAAUAAACUUUAGACCAACAA